Molecule: messenger RNA, 789 nt
Organism: Echinostoma caproni
Lineage: Eukaryota; Metazoa; Platyhelminthes; Trematoda; Plagiorchiida; Echinostomatidae
Source: the annotation of a GenBank genome assembly
AUGCUAGUCUUGGCCAAAACCAAGACCCUUGCCGUGCCUCCUCGUCCGACUCGUGAUCGGGGACCUGGUUCGAAUAAGUCUUGUGAUCCGGUAAAUGAGGUUCCGACCAAACUACACACACUUGAUAGUCGUCAGGAUUCGAACAAUAGUGUUUACUUCAAUAUGUGGGAAGCAGGAGAUGGAGAGGAUGACUCUUUGACAGCACCUCCACUGUUACCAAACCCCAAUCCUAACGUGUCUGCGGCACCAACCGUCCUCUCUAGGCGUCCUCAAGGCGCUACAUGUAACAGUCGAGUAUAUCGACGCAGUCAGUUAGUCACUUCGGACUAUCACCCCUUACCGUCCCUGACUCAGUCAAUGCCCAUGGCGUCCCAACAUUCAGUCGCCUCCUCUAUGCCAAGAACCGAAGCCCCAUGUCUUCCGGGAAACAAACCGUUACCUCCUCCAAGGGCUCCCAGUACCGUGAUUUCCGCUGUGACCUCUGCCACUCAACCCGGCUAUCAAUCUGGUCCUAACACACUAGUUCGUGCACCGUCCAUCGAAGCGUGCGUCCCGUUUUUGAGACGGAUUUGUACGAUAUCCUAUUGUGAAGAUACCGGUUUUGGAGCUUCCGCUUGUACGAUUCAACAAACUGGCGCAGUCGAUGAAAGCUAUCCCUCUCUAAUGGUCUUUGCGGGUGUUUUGUACCGCUUGUAUUCUCUAACAAUCAUGAAUGGUGGCACUGUGUCCGAUACCUUCACCGGUGGUGGUGGUCUGUUGAUUGGGCACAACGUGGAAGUACUGUUGUAG